AUGUCGUCAGAAAGAGUCGAAUGGGUGGAGAUCAUAGAACCGAAGACAAAGGAGCAUAUGUAUGCUAACCUAACAACUGGCGAAUGUGUAUGGGAUCCUCCUGAGGGUGUCAAAGUGAAAAGAACAGACUCUUCUCAAUGGUGGGAGUUGUUCGACAUCAACACUCAUAGAUUUUAUUAUUAUAAUGCAUCUACACAGACGACUGUGUGGCAUCGACCUACUGAUUGUGAUAUUAUUCCUUUAGCCAAAUUACAGACAUUAAAACAAAAUACAGAUCCUCAAAAAAGGCGAGAGACUUCAACACAAACAAGUCAAGCAACACCUCAGGUCCCACCAACAUUAGAACCCAUCAGUAGCAAUGGCAACAGUACGGCGGCGAGUGCCAGUAAACUUUCACCUAGCAAUGCCAAGAGCGUCACGAUCACACAAACCAGUCCCGUUCGCACGAGGAGAACGCAUUAUCAUCACAGGAACAGCGGCGAGAGCAGACGCGGACGGUUGAGUGAAGAUGGUACGGCGCCGUGUCGACACACGGACUCGGGCCGCUCGUCGGACAGCAGCAUUAGUAGCGCACAGAGACGUAAACAGCAGGAACUAAGCGGCGCCGUGUGCGUGAGCGCGUGCACGCCGCAAGUGCGCAAGCGCGGCAGCGCGCAGCCCGCGCACGAGCCGGACAAGUGGUCGCCGCAUUCUGGCUUAAACCGCAGCGGUAGCUUUAUAUCACCUAGAAAGGAUGCGUCCGACGAUUCUAUGCACGAAAAAUAUUUCAAAUCCGUUGAGAGUACACCAUUAACGAGACGUAAGUUAAAACAACAGUCCGCCGGAGGUUCGUCUUGCGACUCUGCGUCACCUCAGAGUCCCAGCAGUCCACUGCAAAAGCCACAGCCUACUCCAUUUUUGCAGGCGAGCGCGGCGCGGCCGUCGCUGGUGUCGUCCAUCUCGCUGGCGGCGGAGGGUGCGCGCGCGCUGCACUCGCUGGAGCGCCCGCACCACCUCUCGCGGCACGCCAGGGAGCGCUUCUCUGAUAGGCAUUUAGACAAGGAACGUUUGGCAGAAUUAGAGAGAAUGGAGCGGUACCCGGAGAAACAAGCGGUGUACAGUGUAGACAAGCCCUUCCGCCAGACCAGCCUUGAUUUACGUCAUAACGCCUCUAGCUGGCACCCGCCGAGGGAGUUUACUAGACGCCAACAAGCCGAGCCCGAGCGCUACACGUCCAGCAAGACGUCGGUGUCGUCGGGCGGCAGCGGCAAGCACCGCACGCCGCCGCACGAGCCCCACAACUUCAUGCGUCUAUCCUCUGCCAACGAUCAGGAUAAUAUAGCUGCUGUUAAUUUCAAGCUGAAGUGCGUGAAUCUCGAACCAACUCUAACAGAACCAAAUGUACAGAAACACAAUCAACGUCUAGACAAAUCUUCUACACCGCGGGAUCGAACCAAGUCACGUCGACAUAAGAGGCCGGUAGAAGAUGAGCCACAAAUAGACGGUGAAGACGACGAAGAAGAUGGGGGCGGGUCACCUCUAUAUUGCAAUUGGGAUCUGCGGGGCAUGCAGCACUUACUGCCUUUGCAAGAUUAUAUUAUACAGCAAGCGAAAUUAUCGAGUAGGGGACGUUAUAACGGCUCGGACUCGGACGCGGACUCCGCCACGUCGCGGUCCCGCUCGGGAUCCGAGUCCCGGUCCCUCUCCGGCCACGAGCCGGACAAUGAGUCGUCCGACGGCGGCGCGAGGACGCCCGACGACGACGACGGCUCGGGAGUGUACCUGCCCCAUACGUACGCCCAUCGGCCACAGGAUGUGGAAUACAUGAACCACGGUGUCUCCUACUAUAACACGUUUGUCGGCUUCGAGAGGGAUAUACAGCCGUCGCCUGGAAUACAUAGGACGUCGUCGCUGGGCGGCGGCGGCGGCGGCGGCGCGGGCGAGGCGGGCGCGCGCGACCCCGCGCUGUACAGCCCGGUGCGCGCGCACGCGCGGGCGCAGCCGCCGCCCGAGCAGGACAUCGAGAUAUUCGCCAAGGACAACCUUAAUUUCAACAAGGGGAUAUUUAGGAGGAAGGCGUCAGUCCGCGACAUGCUGUCGUGGACGUCGUCGUCCAUCAGCGCGCCGAUGGUGGGCGCGGAGUGGGACAAGGCGCACAAGAAGGCCGCCACCGACCUGUUCCGCCUCGUGCAGAUAUACAUGGGCGACCGCAAGGCGCGCCCCGGCAUGACGCUCAACUCCGUCGCGCAGGACAUACUGCACGCUACCUUCGGCAAUGAGAAGCUACGCGACGAGCUGUACGUGCAGCUGUGCCGACAGACGACGGAGAACCCGCUGCGCGACUCGCUGCUGCGCGGCUGGGAGCUGCUGGCCGUGUGCCUCGCCUUCGUGCCGCCCUCGCCCGCCUUCCAGCCCGCGCUCACCAACUACGUCAACCGGCACCGGGACCCGGCCUUCGCGGAUUGCUUCCCCGAGGUGGGAAAGUGGCCCAUCCACGUUCAAGUGUCGCACUACGCGAGCGUCGCGUGCAAGCGGCUGGAGAGGAUCGGCUUCGGGGGCAAGCGGCCGCCGCGGAAACCCAGCACCGAGGACAUCGACCAGGCGCGGAUCCAAAUCUUCCGUCAAUCGAUGUUCGGCAACACCCUCGCCGAGGUGAUGUCCCUGCAGCGCGAACGGUUCCCGCAGCGCGCCCUGCCGUGGGUGCAGACGGCGCUGUCGCAGCAGGUGCUGGCGCUCAGCGGCCGCGAGACCGAGGGCAUCUUCCGCGUGCCGGCCGACGUGGACGAGGUCAAUGCCCUCAAAGCCAAAAUUGAUAACUGGGAGCUACCUGAUGCUUCUAUGCUUACUGACGCGCACGCCCCCGCCAGCCUGCUCAAGCUGUGGUACCGCGAGCUGUACGAGCCGCUGAUCCCGGACGCGCUGUACGGCGCUUGCGUGGCCGCCGGCAGCGACUUCGCCGCGUGCACGCGAGCGCUGCAGCGGCUGCCGGCGCUUAAUAGAUUGGUACUUACAUAUUUAAUAAGCUUCCUCCAACAAUUCUCCGCGCCAGAAGUGGUGAGUCAGACCAAAAUGGACUCAUCCAACUUAGCAAUGGUCUUCGCACCGAACUGCCUCCGCUGCACGUCCCAGGACCCGCGGGUGAUCCUGGAGAACGCUCACAAGGAGAUGACCUUCCUCAAGACCCUCAUCACGAACCUCGACACAUCACACAUACAGGAUCUACUG
This is a messenger RNA of Brenthis ino (lesser marbled fritillary), 3204 nucleotides long. The record is from the annotation of a GenBank genome assembly. Lineage: Eukaryota; Metazoa; Arthropoda; Insecta; Lepidoptera; Nymphalidae.